AACAGCUGAAGCUGCACACGCACGUAUCUUUUGUUGGCAGCGACGAAGCUACAUCUGCUGAACGGCGAGAAGCAGGUCACGCGGAUGGGUGGUAAAUGGAUUACGCGGUACGCCAACAUAAAUAAGUUAUAUGAAGAUGUGGAUCUUUCAGAAAUGGCAAAGGAACACAAGAGCAAGACUGGCAGGGAGCCGGUAAUUGUGGUGGACGGAAAUGGACUUGUGUGGUACUUGUAUCGAAACUGUGACUUCCAUUGUGGUGGGCAGUACAAGGAAUUCAGGGAGGCUUGCAGGAACCUAAUGCAGAAAUUCAAGAACUCCGGCGUCCGGCUCGUAUUCUUCCUCGAUGGGCUAGCAUCUGCUGAGAAGAAUGGGAAAUUGGUGGAGGGGUCUAGAGAAGGAGUGAAACAGAGUAAUAAGACAUUAGGAAAACAGCAUGCUAGUAAUUCCACAGCGACAGUACCUAAACAACUACCCGAAGGGCUAAUACCGUGUGCCCGGGUGGUUAUCAAGUGUGAACCAUCAAGUGAGGUGCGCCUCUGUGUGGAAGAUUAUCAUCAGGAGAUCGCUCAGUUUGCAGCAAGCCACAGAAAUUGCUUUGGAAUAUUGUCCAACACCGGAAAUUUCCUGAUAUACAAAGAUGUACCAAGCAUGUUCUUAUUACACAGUAAAGACAAACAGGGAGACAGAGAGGUGAGGACGAUGCGUUACUGUUCUUCUGAAAUCGCCUCACAUCUUGGCAUCCAGCAACACCAGCUGUCUGCAGUUCAGACAUUCUUAGCCAGUGAUACCAUCAACAGGGACGAGAUGCGGAACGCACAUCGAAGAAUUGGUGAACUCUAUGGGUGAAAAGAACUUCUAGAAAGUG
Molecule: messenger RNA, 865 nt
Organism: Schistocerca gregaria
Lineage: Eukaryota; Metazoa; Arthropoda; Insecta; Orthoptera; Acrididae
Product: constitutive coactivator of peroxisome proliferator-activated receptor gamma-like
Exons: 2
Coding region: 85-846 (253 amino acids)
Cellular component (GO): nucleus
Source: RefSeq, a predicted model, not a curated record